AUGAGGCCUAAUGCCCAGAAAAACUUCGCAGUUGUCACCUCCCACGGCGUCGGCGGCGGCGGCGGCGUGAAGGUGAAGCACGUGCUCGAGGUCAGCCUCGACCUGAAGAGGUACGAGUACUACACGUUCGGGGAGUAUGACCACGCCGCUGACGCGUACGUGCCGGACGCGGCGCUCGCCGACGGCGACGACGGGCUUCGCUACGACUAUGGCAACUUCUACGCGUCCAAGACGUUCCUCGACACGGCGAGGCACCGCCGCGUGCUGUGGGGCUGGGCCAACGAGUCGGACUCCGCUGCCGACGACGUCCGCAAGGGCUGGGCCGGCGUGCAGGCGAUCCCGAGGAAGGUCUGGCUGGCGCCCGACGGCAAGCAGCUGAUGCAGUGGCCGGUCGCCGAGAUCGAGUCCCUCCGCGGCAACCACGUCAACGUCACGGACAAGCUCGUCAGGGGCGGCGGCGGCGGGAACUACUUCGAGGUGUCCGGGCUCGCCACGCCGGCGCAGGCGGACGUGGAGGCGACGUUCCAGGUGAUGGACCUCGACAAGGCCGAGCCGUUCGACCCGGCGUGGCGCGGCGCCGACGCGCAGGCGGUGUGCGCGGCGCGCGGCGCGGACGCCAGGGGCGGCGUCGGCCCGUUCGGCCUGUGGGUGCUCGCCUCCGACGAGCUCAAGGAGAGGACGGCCGUGUUCUUCAGCGUGUUCAAGCGCGACGACGCCGACGUCGCCCGCGUCGACGGCGGCAAGAAGCACGUCGUCCUCACGUGCAACGACCCGUCCAGGUCGUCGUACGCCGAGCAACUCUACAAGCCAACGUACGCCGGCUUCGUCGACGUCGACAUCGCCCCCACCGGCAAGAUUUCCCUACGAACUCUGAUUGAUCACUCGGUGGUGGAGAGCUUCGGAGGGCACGGGAAGACGGCGAUCCUCGCAAGGGUGUACCCGACCAAGGCCGUCGGCGACAAGGCGCGCCUCUUCGUGUUCAACAACGGCGAGUCGGACGUCAAGGUCACCAACCUGAACGCGUACGACAUGGGCUCGGCCAAGAUCACAACAGAUGCAUGAUCGGGUGAUCCGGUUCAAUCUGACACGAAA
Messenger RNA from Oryza sativa Japonica Group (Japanese rice), 1092 nucleotides. The record is from RefSeq and is a predicted model, not a curated record. Lineage: Eukaryota; Viridiplantae; Streptophyta; Magnoliopsida; Poales; Poaceae.